This is a messenger RNA of Funneliformis caledonium, 444 nucleotides long. The record is from the annotation of a GenBank genome assembly. Lineage: Eukaryota; Fungi; Glomeromycota; Glomeromycetes; Glomerales; Glomeraceae.
AUGCCAACAAUUCCGGUGGAAAAUGACAUCGAAUUUGAGAUUAAGCCUACUAUCAAAAAAACCUGUGCACGUUGUAAGGAAUCAAAUAGGUGCGUCAAGUUGGUCUGUUCAAGAAUCCAUAGAUUGGAAGAAUUAGUAAAGAAUAUUGUGAAAACUACCGAAAAAAGUGCGAUGAAUGUAAAUAAUAAUAACACUUUGAUCAAGCAGGAACGACAACCCCCUUCCCUGAUCUCACAGGUAUUCGUAACCCAACCUUUGCAAUUACCGACUCCUCUUCCUUCCCCAAUUCAAGUCUUCUCAAGUCCUCCCAAUUUCACAAGUAGUGAUUUUUCAAAUUAUAGCUUGGAAGAAUUACAAAAGGUCGUGUCGGCCAUAACCAACACAAUGAAUGGGAGCGGUUGCGUUAAACCAAAUGCUAUUCAAGCCUUUAAUCCUUAUAAUUAA